This is a messenger RNA of Prunus armeniaca (apricot), 306 nucleotides long. The record is from the annotation of a GenBank genome assembly. NCBI's taxonomy places the organism in Eukaryota, Viridiplantae, Streptophyta, Magnoliopsida, Rosales, Rosaceae.
AUGUUGUUGUGCGGAUGCAAAGAUCUGGUGAUGUUGGACGCCAGAGAUUGUUUUGGUUUCGAUGAGAACGACAAUGAAAUAUCAAAGCUUGCGUCUCAUAUUAGUAAAUUUAUGCGCUCGGGUUUUGAAUUUCCUGAAUUUCUUCGUGGUUUGGACAAUUUGGUUCUUCCUGUUGAUGGAUACUCAUUUGAUCAGCAUGUGGAGGAGAAUUGGGAUGAAAUGCUCAAUGAUUUGCUCAAUGCGUUCAAUGAUUUGCGAUUGAAGGAACAAUCUAUGUCUCUGUCUCAGCAUCCAUACAAGACAUAA